This is a messenger RNA of Zingiber officinale, 1557 nucleotides long. Its product is annotated as probable indole-3-pyruvate monooxygenase YUCCA5. NCBI's taxonomy places the organism in Eukaryota, Viridiplantae, Streptophyta, Magnoliopsida, Zingiberales, Zingiberaceae. Bases 153 to 1445 code for a protein of 430 amino acids. Gene Ontology annotation, molecular function: NADP binding; flavin adenine dinucleotide binding; N,N-dimethylaniline monooxygenase activity. The transcript has 3 exons. The record is from RefSeq and is a predicted model, not a curated record.
UUCAACUCACAUGCAGCUCCCAGACGCCCUGCCCACCACCUACUUAAACACCUCCACUCCUCUCAGUCUUCCCCACUGCACUAUAAAUAUCCACUGCUGCAUUUCUGUUCUUGCAAUCCCCAUUGCAAUCUCAGAGUGCAAGCUAGCAACUAAUGGCGAGUAUGAUGGAUCGAAUUGACUUCUCUCGGAGGUGCGUGUUGGUGACCGGGCCGGUGAUCGUCGGAGCCGGGCCGUCCGGGUUGGCGCUGGCGGCGUGCCUCAAGGAGCACGGCGUGCCGUACGCGGUCCUCGAGCGUGCCGACUGCAUCGCCUCGCUGUGGCAGAGACGCACGUACGACCGACUGAAGCUCCAUCUUCCCAAGAAAUUCUGCCAGCUUCCGAGGAUGCCGUUCCCGGAGGACUACCCAGAGUACCCUUCGAAGAGACAAUUCGUCGAAUACCUGGAAGAAUACGCAAGGAACUUCGAGAUCAACCCCCGGUUCAACCAGGCCGUUCAGUCGGCCCGGUUCGACGAGACCAGCGGCCUGUGGCGGGUGAGGACGACUGGCGCUGGCGCCGAGGCUGGCAAUCGGAACCUCGAGGUCGAGUACAUUUGCCGCUGGCUGGUGGUGGCCACCGGCGAGAACGCUGAGAUGGUGGUACCCGAGCUGGAGGGGCUGGGGGAGUUUGGCGGCGAAGUGACGCACGCCUGCAACUACAAGUCCGGCGAGUCCUACCGCGGGAAGCGCGUGCUCGUCGUCGGAUGCGGUAACUCCGGCAUGGAACUCGCCCUCGACCUCUGCGACCACAACGCGUUCCCGGCCAUGGUGGUGCGCGACUCUAUUGCUCUCGAUUGGUUCAAGGUUCAUGUGCUGCCGAGGGAGGUGAUGGGGAAAUCAACGUUCGAGCUGGCGGUGCUGCUGAUGAAGUGGCUUCCUCUGUGGCUGGUGGACAAGAUCCUGCUGCUGUUGGCGUGGCUGGUGCUGGGCGGCAUCGGAAAAUAUGGCCUGAGGCGGCCAUUGACGGGUCCCAUGGAGCUCAAAAACAGGGAGGGGCAGACCCCUGUUCUGGACACUGGCGCCCUCGGCAAGAUAAAAUCCGGUAACGUCAAGGUUGUACCCGGCAUCAAGCGGUUCUCGCUGGGACGAGUGGAGCUCGUUGACGGCAAUGUACUCGACAUCGACUCCGUCGUCUUGGCCACAGGAUACCGCAGCAAUGUCCCCCAAUGGCUUCAGGGAUGUGAUUUCUUCUCCAAGGAUGGGUUUCCAAAGACUUCGUUUCCGGACGGGUGGAAAGGGGAGAACGGGCUCUACGCGGUGGGCUUCACAAGGAGAGGCCUCGCCGGAGCGUCCUCAGACGCGGUCCGUGCGGCGUCGGACAUUGCGAGGUUGUGGAAGGAAGAGAUGAAGCCGUGCCGCUCGCGGCCGGCCGCCGCUUGCCAUCGCAGAUGCAUCUCCCAGUUUUGAAAUGAAACCAUUUUCUCAGUUCUUGUUUGCUAAUGUGGUUGUAGUAGGAUAGUGUGGGAUAAAGUAAGAGUAGCAGAAGUGCAUGAAACCCUCUCUCAGAUGGAGUCCGAGU